CCGACUGAGAAGCAGUUCGUUGGACAGCCAGCCCAAUUUGGUAAUCAAUGCUUUUGCCAAUUCCAUCCAAUUCCAUCGAUUUUAUUAAUUAAUCACUUAUGAAUAUUACGGGAACCUCAAUUAUUGAGGUCAAGAGGUUCCCACUUUGUCACCACCACUCCCACUACCAUGGGUUUCCUCUGUUGCGAAUGUCAGUGGGGUGGGCGGUGGCGUCGACGGUCGCUGCUGCGAAUGCGAACCUACCGAGUUUGAGUUUUCUUCACAAUCUCGCUACCCUGCUUGCCUGUUGCACAGCCUGUAAGGUUUCCGUCGCAUGGCGUCGUAUUCUCUGCCCCUGGUGUUCGACAACGCUUGACUGGUUCCCGGUCGGCCCUAUUACCCACACCCCCUUGCCCCAAGACAUUUUUAUCCUGUCAUCAACAAAACUUCUGGCCCGCCUAGCCCUCUCUAUCAGCCUUGUCUUUGAAUGCACGCCAUCGUCACUGGGCUGGGCUUACACAGUACACGAUGGUUCUCGUUCGACCACGUUGUCUCUUGGUCGCCCACAAACCCCGUUCAAAGGAGUUAAAUCCCACCCGCGGGUAUGGGUCAACUCCUUCGCGACGGAGAGGUUGAUGGAUCCACAAACUUCCUUCGAGAAUGUGGAGAGGGCUGUUGAUCGCAUACACCCUCCUCUCCUCCUCGGCCUGGGUGCAUGUCCAAGGUUGACCGGCCCCUCAUCCUUCAAUUAUCCCUGA
Messenger RNA from Pyricularia oryzae 70-15, 737 nucleotides. RefSeq lists its product as uncharacterized. The transcript has 3 exons. Bases 99 to 737 code for a protein of 212 amino acids. The record is from RefSeq and is a predicted model, not a curated record. NCBI's taxonomy places the organism in Eukaryota, Fungi, Ascomycota, Sordariomycetes, Magnaporthales, Pyriculariaceae.